AUGGACCCGACCCAGUGGCAGUACCAGUUCCGAAUCAUCAUGCUAGGGGACUCCACGGUUGGCAAGUCGUCUCUUCUCAAGCGCUACACAGAGGACAACUUCCUGGAGGCCAUCAAUGAGACGGUGGGAGUGGACUUCUACGUGCACUUCUUAGAGGUGGAGCCAGGCGUCCGGGUCAAGAUGCAGUUCUGGGACACCGCAGGCCAGGAGCGCUUCAGGUCGGUGACCCGUUCAUACUACCGCAACUCCGUUGGAGGCCUGCUUGUGUUCGACCUGACCAAACGAGCAACGUUUGAGCACAUCCAGGACUGGCACGCCGAGGUGUGCGAGCACGUGCUGCCCCACAAGGUCCUAUUCGUACUGGUGGGCCACAAGAGUGAUGACAAGGGCAAGCGGGCUGUGAGCAGGGAUGAGGGCGAGAAGCUGGCUGAAAUCUUGGGCGUGCCGUAUAUAGAGGCCUCAGCCAAGACAGGUCACAACGUCAAGGAGACCUUUGAGCUCCUGGCUCGCCGGAUCUACCAGGGCCUGACGAGUGGGGAGCUGGAUCUGCAUGAGGGCUGGGAUGGGGUUAAGUGCGCCACGCCACUGGCUCUACAAGGACACAGGCGUAGCGUGACCCAGCCCGGCCCAGCACGCAAGAACAAAACAAAAUGCUGUGCCUAA
This is a messenger RNA of Nerophis lumbriciformis (worm pipefish), 663 nucleotides long. The record is from RefSeq and is a predicted model, not a curated record. NCBI's taxonomy places the organism in Eukaryota, Metazoa, Chordata, Actinopteri, Syngnathiformes, Syngnathidae.